Caenorhabditis elegans is the source of this 1272-nucleotide messenger RNA. It is a transcript of the gene rom-1, whose product is annotated as Rhomboid-related protein 1. Gene Ontology annotation, cellular component: membrane. Bases 31 to 1101 code for a protein of 356 amino acids. Gene Ontology annotation, molecular function: serine-type endopeptidase activity. The record is from RefSeq and is marked reviewed. The transcript is spliced from 5 exons. NCBI's taxonomy places the organism in Eukaryota, Metazoa, Nematoda, Chromadorea, Rhabditida, Rhabditidae.
UUCCAAUUUUCAGUUCUCCUUCUCCACAACAUGUUUAGUAGCGAAGGAAAAUUCCGAAAAACCUACCGUCAUCAGUUUAAUCAACUACGGACAGGAGAUGAGACAGAGAUUCCAAUGUCAACACUUGCGUCUCGAAUUGAAACACGAAAAAUUCCAUUGACAAACGGGCAGAUUCAUGCAAUUAAGGAAGCUCCAGAUGAGUUGGUCGAUAUUGAUGGAUUUCAGAAAAUCGUGACUUCAAAAGCUGCACAACGAUCAACAAUCAAGCGUAUCAUGUAUGACAUGGCAGAUCCUAUAAUGAGCGACAGUCAGAAGAUCGAAGUUCACUCCUAUAUUGACUCAUAUUCAUGGUGCCCACCGCCGAUUUUUAUGCUUUUGAUCACCAUCAUCCAGGUUGGAAUUUUCUUUUUCUACUGGGAAUCCGACGGUGGUAGAAGCAUCUGGACAGAUUGUGCUGGUUGUUUCGUGCACCAUAAUCAUACAGCUCCGGGAAUCUUCAUUUUUGCGCCAAAAUUGAGAGGCGAAGCGUGGAGAUUCACAUCCUAUAUGUUCUUGCAUGCUGGACUGAACCAUCUUCUCGGAAACGUCAUCAUCCAACUAUUAGUCGGGAUUCCAUUGGAAGUUGCUCAUAAAAUCUGGAGGAUCGGUCCAAUUUAUCUGUUGGCAGUGACUUCUGGUUCUCUUCUACAGUAUGCUAUUGACCCGAAUUCGCUUCUAGUUGGUGCUUCCGCAGGAGUUUAUGCUCUCAUUUUCGCACAUGUAGCAAAUGUUAUUCUGAAUUGGCAUGAAAUGCCACUACGAUGGAUCCGAGUCCUGGUGCUCUUCGUGUUCAUCUUUCUGGAUUUCGGUGGAGCCAUUCAUCGUCGAUUCUAUACAAAUGACUGUGAUUCUGUGUCACAUCUUGCCCAUAUUGCUGGAGCAGUCACUGGAUUAUUCUUUGGAUAUGUAGUACUUUAUAAUGUAGUAGAACAUCGAAUUGAGAAAAUAAUUCGAUAUGUUUGCCUAUUUCUAUACUCUGCAUUUUUUGCAACCACUAUUAUUUUUGUGAUUGUUCGUCAGCCAUAUUCCAAAAAUUUGUGGAACAACGAAAAUUGCUCAUAGAACUUAAUAAUUUUAUAAUUUUAUAUAGACAUUUUCCUCGGGUUCUAGCUUUAUUUGUAUUUGUUUUGAACUACCGCCAUACAUUCCUUGAUGGCUUUUCUGUGCUUACUUUGUGAUAAUGAUGAAGAUUCUCGUUUCAGAUCAUGUUUUAAUUAAAUAAAUUGGAAAAUA